GUUUUAAUCAGUGUGCCACGGUCACACCAAUCUUCACUGAAAACGCUACCCGGAAUUAACUCCUAUUAAAAAAAACAGGGUUUAUUAAUAAAAACAUAUUGGCUAGCACUUCUAAGAGUGUGCUGUCCCAUACAACUGAUAGUUAAGUGAAUCAGCAAUACAAAAAUGGCGCGUGCCCAAAGUCCCGCCGGCGAGGGUGAGAAGGAAAAGGACAACAAGGAGAAGGACACCAAAGAGAAGGACGGCAAGGCGGUGGCCAGCAGCUCCUCGCGCAGGGACCGCGAACGCAAGCGUCGCGGAUCGGCGUCCUCCAGCAGCGACUCCCGAAGCAGCUCAUCGGACAGCAGCUCUUCGCGCAGCAGCUCCGGCUCAGACUCGCGCUCCAGCUCGAGCAGCUCCAGUGACUCCUCGAGCUCCUCCUCGUCCUCGUCCAGCGACUCGGAUCGCAGCGAUAAGAACCGACGACGUGGCGGCGCAGCUGCCAUCAAGGACAAAGAAAAGGAGAAGCCAAGUGCACGAUCCCGUUCCCGUUCUCGCACCCGUUCGCCCAGGCGCGUCUCCAAAUCCCCCCGACCGGGCAGCAAGACGCGAAAGGAACCGGAGCGGGAUCGCGAGCGGCGCAGUCGUUCCCGUGACCGCGCCCGUCGAGCUGGAUCCACCGAUAGGCCCGCCCUCGAAAGCAAUAAUGUUAAGCGCGAGCGUUCCCGCUCGGCCAGUCGCUCACGAUCGCCACGUCGCCGUGGACGUGGCUCUGUGGAGAGGACGCCGCCACCGAAGCGAAGGGAGCGUUCCCGGUCGCGCACCCGCACCCGUUCGCCCACGCCUAAGCCGGUUCGCAUUCAUGUCGGCCGGCUCACCCGCAACGUCACCAAGGACCAUGUGUUCGAGAUAUUCAGCAGCUUUGGGGACGUGAAGAACGUUGAGUUCCCCGUAGAUCGUUAUCAUCCCAAUUUUGGACGCGGUGUGGCCUUUGUGGAGUACGCCACCGCCGAGGAUUGCGAGUCGGCCAUGAAGCACAUGGAUGGGGGGCAGAUCGACGGCCAGGAAAUCACUGUGUCGCCGGUGGUCAUACCCAAACAGCGGCCACCCAUGCGCCGUCCCUCACCUCCGAUGCGCCGUCCGCAAAACAACCGCUGGCGCUCCCCGCCCCCAUUCAAUCGGUUCAACAAUCGCGGAGGAGGAGGUGGUGGUGGCGGUGGUGGACGUCGUCAGUCGCCCAUGAGGAACCGGCGUUCGCCGCGUCGUCGCUCCCGCUCGCCCAUCCGCCGCCGACGUCGCAGCAACAGCAGCGACAGCUCCCGCUAGAGGACACCGCUCGUAUUCUAGUUUGUACAAUGGACACACUAUUCAAGCCGAUUGGUAAACAAAUUCACUUUUCUUUAUAUUAUAUUCCAAACAAUAAACGUGAGCAUGGGCCACACACAAAA
Molecule: messenger RNA, 1427 nt
Organism: Drosophila elegans
Lineage: Eukaryota; Metazoa; Arthropoda; Insecta; Diptera; Drosophilidae
Gene: RnpS1
Product: RNA-binding protein with serine-rich domain 1-B
Exons: 3
Coding region: 166-1305 (379 amino acids)
Biological process (GO): mRNA splicing, via spliceosome
Cellular component (GO): cytoplasm; ASAP complex; nucleoplasm
Molecular function (GO): RNA binding
Source: RefSeq, a predicted model, not a curated record